Messenger RNA from Arabis nemorensis, 840 nucleotides. Lineage: Eukaryota; Viridiplantae; Streptophyta; Magnoliopsida; Brassicales; Brassicaceae. The record is from the annotation of a GenBank genome assembly.
AUGGCGUCUACUUUGCAAAUCUCUGUCACUUUGCUCACCCUACUCUUCUCUUUGUGGGUCGUGGAGGCACACACGUCAAGAAAGCUGGUAUCAAUCAAGGAAGAAGAAAGUGAAGAUACUAGUCAUUUGAUCAAAGAUGGUGAAUUCGAUGAUCCUUCAAUGUCCAUGUUUUUCAAACUCGGUGAUCUCAAAUUAGGAACCAAAUUGCUCAUUUACUUCGACAAACUCGAUCUUCAAAGACUUCCUCCACUUCUCACGAGACAAGAAGCUGAGCUCAUUCCUUUCACUAAGUCAAAGCUUGACUUCCUUCUCGACCACUUCUCUAUCUCCAAAGACUCUCCUCAGGGGAAAGCCAUAAAAGAAACUUUGGGACAUUGUAAUGCUAAACAAAUCGAAGGAGAGCAUAAGUUUUGUGGGACUUCUUUGGAGUCAUUGAUUGAUCUUGCGAAGAAAACAAUAGGGGCUAAUGCCGAUCUCAAGGUCAUGACGACUAAAGUAAUGGUACCAUCUCCAAACAUGAUAAGCUACGCUUUGCAUAACUAUACGUUCGUCGAGGCUCCUCAAGAGCUUGUUGGGAUUAAGAUGUUGGGAUGUCAUAGAAUGCCAUACCCUUACACCGUUUACUAUUGCCAUGGCCAUAGAGGUGGAAGUAGAGUCUUUGAAGUUAAUAUGAUUACAGAUGAUGGGAGACAGCAGGUCGUUGGACCCGCUGUCUGCCACAUGGACACGUCUAUGUGGAACAUUGAUCAUGUAGCUUUUAAGGUAUUGAAGAUGGAGCCGAGGUCCGCACCCGUUUGCCACUUCUUCCCUCUCGAUAACAUUGUAUGGGUAACGAAGUAG